AUGAGUUUUGGAGCCCCCGGCGGUGGGUCGGUGAAUUACAAGCCAUCACCACCCGAGCGCGGUAGCUUUCCUCUUGACCACGAAGGAGAAUGCAAGCACGUUAUUUCGGGUUACCUGAAGUGUAUCAAGAUGAACAAAGGCACAAAUGACGAGGCGUGUCGCAAAUUGGCAAAGGAAUACCUUGCCUGCCGCAUGGACAAGAACCUCAUGGCGCCGGAUAACUUCGAGAACCUUGGGCUAGUGUUUAAAGACGGCGAAGGGAAACAACAGACACCAGCCACACCAGCUGCAAGCGCAACAAAUCUAGGCUAG
Penicillium hordei is the source of this 312-nucleotide messenger RNA. Its product is annotated as coiled-coil-helix-coiled-coil-helix domain-containing protein. Lineage: Eukaryota; Fungi; Ascomycota; Eurotiomycetes; Eurotiales; Aspergillaceae. Gene Ontology annotation, cellular component: mitochondrial intermembrane space. The record is from RefSeq and is a predicted model, not a curated record. The transcript has 4 exons. The coding region runs from base 1 to 312 and encodes 103 amino acids. Gene Ontology annotation, biological process: mitochondrial respiratory chain complex IV assembly.